AUGGCAGAGGACAAGUCGAAAGCGGUUUCUCUCAAAAUCCCGGUGUCUGUUUUAUCGGAUAAGGAGGAGAACACUAUAUUGACUUCUUUUAUGAAUGGUGUUGAAGUCCCAAAGUCAACACAGUUUCAUCUAUAUCAGCAUAAAAAAAGAAAAUUAAACGACGUUGUUUUGCAUGGCGAAAAUGAGAACUUGAUAUACGAUGGAUCAUUGAAAAGUGGACAACAUUCAAAAAAUGGAUACCCAAAGUACUGUAUCGGAAUUUAUGAUCCAGAGAGUAGAUCACUUAAGUUAGUAAAGACAAAGCUUAUUCCUACAAAGAUCAAAUCCAAAAAGCUACUAAACGUUAAGGAUAAUUACGAGGAUAUGACUGAUGUGUCUAAAUUAGAGCAAAGGAGCAGAUUGGGAGAAGAGUUUGGUACCAGGAGAGCUAAAGCCGCACUUUCUUCUUACAAGAAGAAUCGGGUUGAUGCGAGUAAAUUGCAAGAGAAUGAACUUGAUAUCGCCUCUGAUAUUCAGAAGAGCACAUCGAAUAUUCCAGAUAAGGUCAAACUUACAAAGACUGUUGAAGCUGAGAACAGAUUGAUACCUAAAUAUAAUGAGAAGGCUGCAUCUGUGGAUGAAGUCUAUCCAGUUGAGGGUGUUAUUUCAGAGAGAGAGCAGGGUAUGAUUCAGGUUGACGUAUUUUUACAGCAGAUUAAAGAAAAUACAGCUGCCAAAACUUUACUCGAACUCAUGCCAUAUUACACGGAAACAAGUGUUUACCUACUAGAUAAGCUCGAGAAACAAGAUGCGGAUUCCUCAGACUCUAAACUUAGAUUAAAAAUCAUGUACUACAUUUCAACGUUGAUGGGGGUGUAUUUCAACAGAAGGUCACGUUUUAUGGACAAGCUUCUUGAAAAUUUCCAAAAUCAACCAUCCACAUUCAUUGUGGACAGCUGUCUCAAACGCUUUACUGAUUAUAAUGGUAUCAGGAAGCAUUUUUAUAUGGAUCCAAUGAAUGAGGACAAAAUUCUUACGUAUAUUCUCACUUUGAUGUUGAGGCUAGAUAAUUAUACGCUUCCUAUUACGCCGCUAGCCCAAGAACUUUCCAUUAAUCCUUCAAGGCUAGUCUCUUUACUUAGAUCGUUAGGUUGCCACACCAAAAAUGCCACAAUUGCUCAGAAGGAGGCUUGGAAUGUGCCGAAAAAUGCUGUCUAUAAGGUUGCUGUUCUCACCGUUCCACUCAAAUUACCACCUAUGAUUAGACGUGGACGUAAAGCUCAAAACAAUAAUCAUUAG
This is a messenger RNA of Brettanomyces bruxellensis, 1278 nucleotides long. RefSeq lists its product as uncharacterized. Gene Ontology annotation, biological process: nucleolar large rRNA transcription by RNA polymerase I; RNA polymerase I preinitiation complex assembly; transcription elongation by RNA polymerase I. Lineage: Eukaryota; Fungi; Ascomycota; Pichiomycetes; Pichiales; Pichiaceae. Gene Ontology annotation, cellular component: RNA polymerase I complex. The record is from RefSeq and is a predicted model, not a curated record. Gene Ontology annotation, molecular function: DNA binding. The coding region runs from base 1 to 1278 and encodes 425 amino acids. The transcript has a single exon.